Molecule: messenger RNA, 3853 nt
Organism: Zootoca vivipara (common lizard)
Lineage: Eukaryota; Metazoa; Chordata; Lepidosauria; Squamata; Lacertidae
Source: RefSeq, a predicted model, not a curated record
GUUUGAGCUCAGCGGGGCGGCAGUCAGCUCCGCCAUGGGACGCGUGGAGAGAGAGGUUUGGGCACUUCCAGGUCCGAUACUUAAAGGAAUCUUGCCUCUGCUUAACAUCUACUACCUGGAGCGAAUUGAGGAGACCGCUGUGAAAAAGGGUGAGCUACUUUGCUGGAGGACAGGCGGGAAUAAAAUAGUGCUAGCAAACGGUUGUCUGCUAUCCUAGUUUCUCUCUGGUGCAUUUAAAAAGUUUAUUUUGUUCAGACUUCACCAAGUGUGCUUAAUUGUGGUUGAGACAAAUUCUUGCUCUCCAUAUUCCCAAGUGUCUGUUGCCCUGGUGUCAAUAAACUGGGUCAAGUAGUUUUUUCCCAUUCUUGACAAGGGUAAAAUGUGUUGAGCUGUAUAUCCUGUGCAUGUUUACUCUGAAGUCUGCUCUACUUAUUUCGAGGGGAUUGCUCCCAAGGAACAUCAGAAUCCUAAGUCUACUCAGAAGUAAAACUUAUUGAAUUCACUGGAGCAUAAGUGAAUGCUGGACUCUCAACCCAACCUAUAUGGUGCAAGCUCUGGUUUGACAUAAUGAAAACAAGGCCUUCUAGAUUAGAGAGCAUCAAGUGUUGGAGGAAGAAGUUCAUUGAAACUUUCUUCUCAAAUGUGCUGCGUGGCAUCCUGGAUGUGUCUUUACACCAGCGCCUCAAUGACCCUUCCUUUUUGCCCCUGCUGCACACUUCACGACAUGUUACCCAGCUUACCAUCUACAACAUGCUUGAGGGAGUGUCAGAGCUGAUGGCCAAACAUAAUCAGAGCGUCCUAGAAAACUUGGCCGUCUCCCUCACAUCCCUGACAUUCCGUCACCUCCUCUCCUCCAGUCUGUCUACUAGGCAACAGUUGAGUUUGUUCCUUCAUCGCCUAAUUCAUCAUGGGGCUGUGAACCACCUCUCUAUGUAUUCUUGGCCUGACCCUGACCCAGCACUUUUAGCCCUCAUUCUGAAAAUGAGUGCUGGGGUUUGGCACCCUGGAAAAACACUGCUGGACCAAGGAAACCUUUGCCAUCUGUGCAGAGAGAAAUGUGUUGACCAGAGCCAAAAGCUAGAUGAAGAACCUUGCGGUUCAAGGCCGCUAUUUCAGAGAUCAGAAAGUGGCCAGCAUAAUAAUAGUAAUCUGAGGAAUGAGAAACUGUUACCUAGCGUACCUCAAGAAUCUCUUCUGAGCUUUCAAGAUGCAGUAGAGUUGGCCAGAACUAGCAGUGAAACUCUAAAAGCCCCGGUGGGAUGCAGAUUGGGUUGCAAUUCUAGGCAAAGCAAAAUGCAGCAGAGCUCAUGUUCAGAAAGUUAUAGUGCUGAAGAGGGACCUGUCACUUUUAUCCCAGCAAAAACAUUUCAAGAUGUCCCUACUUUGGAAAAAUAUCAAAAGAGGCGUAAAGCUGUAAGAGCAAAAAAGCGCAGCUGCCAUCAGAGAAGCAGCAAAGUCCCUGCAGAGUCAGAGGACCUUUACGACUUUGUCUUUGCGAUUGCGAGGGAAGAGGAGGAGAAUACACCGUGUAGCGAAAGAAGGAAUGCCAAGGAGGAAGGAAGCCUUGCUAGCUGUUCCCGUCUCUCAGAAGAGGCUGCCGGUAGUUCUGGUACGGUUUGCACAGAGGGAACCCGAUCUGCCGGGAUUCCUUCUCUGAAAACAACGGGUCAUUUCCGAAGUGUGUCCACACUGGAAGUGUUCUCCAUCUCUCUGACCAGGAACACAUGCCAGAUGCUGGGGAACCUGCUGAGCUCUUGGGUGUCUUUAGAAAAACUUGUUCUGUCUUUGAAUGGCCUGGGCCCCGGCAUCUUCAGUAUCCUCUCUGGGCUCCGGGCCCUGUCUCGCCACAGCGAUUACCGCCUCCGUGUGGUGCGCAUCAGUGACAUGUUCUCGCAUGUCCCCUGCAUGAAUCUUGUUCAUGCUUUCCUGAGUGCUGUGCCUUUGCUUCAGACCCUCUUGGUCAGCUUUGAUCUCAAAACCGCAACAGAGCGGGGCAGGCCGGAAGAGAGCUGGGACUCGUCACCCUUUGAAGAAGAGAUUCCAGAGAGCCAUUUGGAACACCUUGAAAUCAGAUUCCCUAGAGAGCCUCUUCAGACAAGUCUCCUGGUGCCUGUGUUGAAGGCCUCAAGGUCUCUCCAGAGCCUCUCUCUAGACAGCGUUGCAAUUUCCUGUCCUCAAGAAGUUGGGCUUCUCCUACAGGCACUCAAAGAGUACAGUCCAAGCCUGAAGAAGCUAAGCUUUCAUGAUGUCAACCUUUCUGGCCACUCAAAAGAAGUCCUGCUGCUGCUACAGGACCCCAUUCUUCAAGAAAUCACCUUUUCAUUCUGUCGGCUGUUUGAAAACUGCACUGCUGAGCUCCUGUCCGAAAUAAUAAACGUUGUGAAGAAGAACUCAACACUGAAGAGCCUCAGACUCCCUGGAAAUAGGCUGGGAAAUCACAGGCUUGUUGCAUUGGCUGACAUUUUUUCUGAAGAUUCCUCAUCUUCCAUCUGUCAUCUGGAUUUAAGCUCGAACUGUAUCAAACCCGCUGGCCUCCUGGAGUUUGCCAAGAAGCUGGAGAAUUACAUAGCCCAACGUGGAGAACAGAUCAAAUUCACCAAGCUGUGCCUCUAUCAGAACUGGCUGGACCAAGAUACCGUAACUGCUCAAGAGGCUCUUUGGCGGCUAAAAGCUAUGUGCAGCAUAGUCAGUGACACGUGGGAUUCAUCUCAGGCCUUAGCUGACUAUAUCAGUGUGAUGUGAACUUAUCUUCUAAUAAAGCUGCCUAAUCAAUUUACCAGGAUUCAGUUUUCCUAGGCAGGCGCAACUGUAACUGGGCUUACUUGAGUACGAACAUACAUUUUUAUAAUCAGUGUCAGCUAGGGAAAAUAGUAACAGAAUGCUUAAUGGCUUAAGUGAAUUAUGGGAAAUGGGUUGCAAUAAAGUAUCAGUAUUAUAAAAGGGGUGGUACUUUUUGCCAAAGUGUAUUCAGUUGCCAUCUUCCGAUUACUUACUCCUAUAUAAGUCCCAGUGAACUCAGCACUUCUGAGGAGACAUGAACAGGAUUGCAGUGUUAUGACUUCCCCCGAACCUAAAAGGUCAAGGUUUCAGUAAUGACUACCGUGUUUCUCCAAAAGUAAGACACCGUCUUAUAUUUAUUUUUCCUCCAAAAAAACACACUAUGGCUUAUUUUCAGGGGAUGUAUUAUUUUUUCCUCCUCCUGCCACGGCUGGCACUGCUGCUGCGCCUAUCACUAUGUCUUAUUUUUGGGGUAUGGCUUAUAUUCCUUGAAUGCUUAAAAAUCCUGUUACGUCUUAUUUUAUGGCUACGUCUUAUUUUUUGAGAAACAGGGUAGGUAUGCAAAGGAAGACUGAACACUUCCAUUUAUAACAAUCACCCCUAAAACUACUGUUACAUAAGCUUCAUAGGAUGAGAUGCUGACUCAUUUAAGAGGUUGAGAGGUGAAGUCUUCCCACCAAGUUAAGCUCCACACUGCUGUACGAAGUAUUGCAGUCUACAUUUUAUUUUACUCUAUAAAAACAGGACAGUGAUAACUGGCACAUAUGUUAUCACUAUCUUUUAAAGUCAAUGCUGUGGAGAGACAAUAAAUAAGUUUAAGAUACAGAAAUACUUUGUCCCGGUACUUGUGAACUCAAUUUUCUUUAUGUGAAUCUUCUGCCUGGAGAAAAAAAAAAGGUAUCAACCAUCUGAGGUUCAAGUGAAAAAAUAGACUUCUUUCUCCCAUCUGCUUUGAUUUUGAGGUGUCCAGAUUCUAUUUACACUAGGCCUUACCUCAUUAUCAGAAUUAAAACAGAACUUUGAUUACUAUUUAACAGCAAGCAAUUCCGUUUCAAUAAAUUGUAUGUAUAUCCAU